Molecule: messenger RNA, 658 nt
Organism: Oryza sativa Japonica Group (Japanese rice)
Lineage: Eukaryota; Viridiplantae; Streptophyta; Magnoliopsida; Poales; Poaceae
Product: hydrophobic protein OSR8-like
Cellular component (GO): membrane
Source: RefSeq, a predicted model, not a curated record
AGGAAGAUAGCGGUAGGAUUUUUUUUUUUUCGUUUAUUUGUUUUCCGCGAAACGCACGGCGUCACGAGUCCAGCAAACAGCAAGAGAAGAGAAGAGAAGAGAAGAGAACGCGUCCCGCUUCCGACUCCGGCGAGAGCGAGACCGAGAGCGCGCGGCGGCGGCGGCGGCCGGAGGAGGAGAAGACGAUGGGUUGCUGCUGCCGGUGCCUGGAGAUCCUCUGCGCCAUCCUCCUCCCACCGCUCGGCGUCUGCCUCCGCCAUGGCUGCUGCACCAUGGAGUUCUGGAUUAGCGUGCUGCUCACCAUCCUCGGGUACCUCCCCGGCGUCCUCUACGCCGUCUACGUCAUCGUCUCCGUCGACCCCGACCGCGAACGCCGCCGCCGCGUCGACCCCGACGAAUACAUCUACGUCGCCUGACCAUCUGUGGAGUACUUAGUAGGUGAUUAAUUUAGCUCCUGGAAAGCAUAUCCUUGUUCCUAGUCCUAUUACCUAUAUCUGCUCCUGUUCCACCCUUCAAUUUGUAAACUGGUACUAGCACAUCUGCAGCCUUUGGACAAGUCGAAUCGGGUCGGAAUUUGUUACCGUAGUUCAACUGUGUUACUGUGACCGUUUGAUUGCUGGAUCAAUUGCUCUCAAGUCUCAACUUGUGUUGUUCUUCA